Molecule: messenger RNA, 639 nt
Organism: Camelina sativa (false flax)
Lineage: Eukaryota; Viridiplantae; Streptophyta; Magnoliopsida; Brassicales; Brassicaceae
Source: RefSeq, a predicted model, not a curated record
AUGCUAUACCUAGAGAAGUUAAAGAAAAUGGUUGGGGAAGAAAGGACAAAUUUCAUAAUUCAAAACAGUUUGAUCAUGGUUAUAUGCGGCAGUAAUGAUAUAACCAACACCUACUUUGGUCUUCCUUCUGUUCAACAUAAAUGUGACGUCUCUUCCUUUACCACUCUUAUGGCCGACAACGCUCGAUCUUUUGCUCUAAAAUUACAUGAAUAUGGAGCGAGAAGAAUACAAGUAUUUGGUGUACCACCACUAGGAUGUGUCCCAUCACAGAGAAAUUUAGCAGGGGGACCAACGAGAGAUUGUGUUGUUAGGUUCAAUGAUGCAACAAAGCUCUACAAUGCUAAGUUCGCUGCAAAUUUGGAUUCUUUGUCAAAAACUUUAGGGGAGAAAACAAUAAUCUACGUUGAUAUAUAUGGUUCUCUUCUUGAUAUCAUACUAGACCCUCAACAAUAUGGAUUUAAGGUGGUCGAUAGAGGAUGUUGUGGAACUGGGCACAUUGAAGUUGCUGUUUUAUGCAACUUUGCAGCUGACGUAUGUCCAAAUAGAGAUGAAUAUGUGUUUUGGGAUAGUUUUCAUCCGACUGAGAAGACUUACAGAAUUAUGGCAACAAAAUAUGUUGAGAGAUGUAUAUGAUCUCGA